AUCAAUGGCCAUUAAAAUCCCUAAAAUUAAGCAAGAGAGUCCUUUGGAUGAUGUUAGACCUAGCAAUACUUCUCUCAUCUCUAGUGCUACUGUCACUAUGAAGAAUUGCUCUAACAUUAAUCAAAGUGCAAAGCCUAAUGAGGAAUAUCAUCGAGGAGAUGCUCGGAAGAUAAGUUUGAUCGAAACCGUCGGAGAAGAAAAAGGAAAAAUCAUAGAUUUGAAUUCUGAGUUAACUCCGAUAGGUCUACCCCCGAAAGAUCCUUUAUCUACUAACCGAUAUCCGGAGAUCCUAUCGGAAAUGUCACGUAUGCUUCUGAAUCAACAAGACUUUUCUGGUGAAGAAAUUGAGUUCAACUACCCAAUUGCAGAGGGACCGUCACUUGUUGUGAUGGCUUGUACUCGUUGUUUAAUGUAUGUGAUGGCAUGUGAUGUCAACCCUAAGUGUGCCAAUUGCAAGACCUCUGAACAUCUUCUCGAUAUAUUUCGCGACCCCCCUCAGUCCCCCUAAGAAAUCAAAGAAUGUUAAGUUUAUUUUAAUUUUAAUGUUGUUCUCCUAACUAUAUAGGUUAGGUUUUAAGUUUAAGUUUAAUGUUGUUGUCCAAUCUAUAUAUGUAAUGUUUGGUUUCUAAGUUUUAAUUUUAAUAAUAAUGUUGUU
Molecule: messenger RNA, 655 nt
Organism: Gossypium raimondii (Peruvian cotton)
Lineage: Eukaryota; Viridiplantae; Streptophyta; Magnoliopsida; Malvales; Malvaceae
Exons: 2
Coding region: 5-508 (167 amino acids)
Source: RefSeq, a predicted model, not a curated record